This is a messenger RNA of Dentiscutata erythropus, 428 nucleotides long. Lineage: Eukaryota; Fungi; Glomeromycota; Glomeromycetes; Diversisporales; Gigasporaceae. The record is from the annotation of a GenBank genome assembly.
AUGUCAACGUUGGUGAAAGAGGAUAGGCAACAAGAACACUUAAGUAUGACUGCACGAUUAAAACAAUUAACAAGGCAAUAUGGCGCUUCCGCUAUAGCUGUCUACUUUAUCAUUUCCACUAUCGAUUUAGGACUGACAUUCAUUCUGAUUCAUUCUGGUGGAGUUGAACGAGUGAAAAUGAUUGAGGAAUGGUUCACUGAAAACUUUGGGGGCUGGAUUGUACUGAAGAAGAAGAUACAACACGAUCAACCCAAAAAUAAUGUCACCUGGCAUUUUCCUCCAUGGACUGGCACUUUUGUUAUCGCGUACGGCAUUCACAAAGUUUUAUUUCCUUUUAGGUUAGGCUUGACAGCUGCAUUAACUCCACCGUUAGUCAGAAAAUUGAGAAAGAUGGGAUGGAAUAUUGGAAGACCGAAUAAAAUCCAAUA